Hemibagrus wyckioides is the source of this 3624-nucleotide messenger RNA. It is a transcript of the gene nrde2, whose product is annotated as NRDE-2, necessary for RNA interference, domain containing. Gene Ontology annotation, biological process: negative regulation of RNA catabolic process; regulatory ncRNA-mediated post-transcriptional gene silencing; RNA processing. The record is from RefSeq and is a predicted model, not a curated record. Gene Ontology annotation, molecular function: protein binding. The coding region runs from base 91 to 3471 and encodes 1126 amino acids. Lineage: Eukaryota; Metazoa; Chordata; Actinopteri; Siluriformes; Bagridae. Gene Ontology annotation, cellular component: catalytic step 2 spliceosome. The transcript has 14 exons.
AACGCACCCAGUUUCAUCUGACGUCAUAUGUGUGCGACAGUGCUAGGUUAGCAGGCUAGCUAGCAGGUUUUAACUAGGGUUAGCUGCAGUAUGGCGUUAUUUCCUGCAUUUGGAGAAGUGUCACAGGCUGAAAUCUCUAAAGGCUCAGGUCUGGAAUGGCUCACCAAUCGCAGUUUCUGCAACGUGGAUGCUUUGUCUCUACACCAACGCACCAUCCACAGAGACACAGCGGAGACACACACUCCACAUCACACACACACCAGUGAGCAGACAUCUGAGGAAGACAAUGAUGGUGAUGGUUGUGGUGAUGACAUCAGAUCAAAGAAGAGGAGAAAGAAAGAGAAAAAGAAGAAAAGAAAGAAGCAGAAGAAGCGCAACAGAGACGAUUCAGAGAACAGCGACUCGGACACCGUGUACCCCAGUGACCUACUGAACCGAGAACAACUGGAACCAUCACAGAGACAGGAGGACUUGGUUAAUGUGGGUGGAGUUUUGUGGCUUGAUGAUCUUCAGUGUCCCACUGAGAAGCUCUUCUACUUGGACAGGAAGUCUGACCCUGCAAACUGGGAGUACAAAUCACUGUACAGAGCUCACAUCACCAGGUAUAAGAGGAAGGGCAGGUCUGCUCUCGGAUUGGACAGCAGGAUUCAGGGCGUGUGUUGGGAAGACUCCACCCUGGAAAAGAAGCAUAAAGAAAAGAAGGAGGAGCGUUAUUUCUCUCCCUCCAACCGCAGAUUUCUCAGCUCUGAAUCUCCAAGUACUCUCUCAGUCCCUCCCACUGAUCCCACCCUAUCUACUGACCUUGCUUCAUUUAUCCCCCUUCCCUCCUGUAAGGAGGAGUCUGACCCCGCCCCUCAGACCAGCACCAGCACUGAUCCACUCAGAGUGUAUGACCUUGCAACCUCUUUGUGGCUGGAGGGAAAAAGUCAACCAGAGGUCAAAGGUCAGGGGCAGCCACCUCCAUCAAACAUGCUAAUGGCACGAGUGGAAGACUUUAACAAGAAACUGAGGGAAAACCCCAGUGAUGUGAACUUGUGGCUGGAGUUCAUACAGUUUCAGGACGAGCUGGGCAGCUCCCUCUCUGGGCAGGGGGCGGAGUCUGAGCGUGCUCUGUGGGACAGGAAGUUGAGUGUGGUGGAGCGUGCGCUGCAGUUGAACCCCAGCAGUGUGGAGUUGAAGCUGCACAGACUCACCCUGGGCAGGGGAUUGUGGGAUAGUUCAACACAGCUGAAGGAGUGGAAGAAGGUGGUGUUUGUUCAUCCCAACAGCGCCUCCCUGUGGAUGAGCUACAUCCAGUUCACAAAGAGCCAGUUCAGCUCCUUCUCUGUUCCCAUGGUGACCAGUAUAUACAGGAAGUGUCUGAGCACGCUCAGUGCAGUACAAGACGGACAGCUGAUCUCUCACCCACCACUGCCAGGGACAGAACACCACCUGCUGGAUGUGUUUGUGAGACAGUGCCACUUCCUGCGUCAGACGGGUCACUCAGAGAAAGCUGUGUGUCUUUUCCAGGCUCUGAUUGAGUUUACCUUCUUCAAACCUGACAGCGUUAGAGACCUAACCACUAAACAGCAGGUGGAGUUCUUUGAGACAUUUUAUGACAGCGGGGAGCCGAGGGUGGGGGAGAGUGGAGCCAGAGGGUGGAGAACCUGGAUGAAGCAGCAGGAGAGAGGAGGAUGGAUACAAACACCUGAUACAGAGGAGGAUGAUGAAGUUGAUGACGAAGAUGAGAUUAAAGAUAAAACCCAGCCGAGGUGGAGAAUCUGGCUUAAUGUGGAGUCAUGGCGGGAAGCCAACCACUGGUUACCAUGGAGACCAGACAAAACAAAGAGCCAAUCAGAGGAGGAAUGUGAGGAUCCAGACAGGCAGGUGUUGUUUGAUGAUAUCGGACCAUCUCUAAUCCGUGUUGAGUUGCCAGAGCUGCGUCUUCGUCUCUUGCUCACUUUUCUUCACUUUCUGGGAGUGCCUAUUGGCUCUGCCUCUUCGUCCAGCCUUGUUGUGAAUGACUCCACCUUCCUGGAUGACCGUGCCCUGUUGGAUGAGACUCUUGACCCUGAGAGACCUUUGACCUCCCAUGACCUCCCAUUGACUGGAGUCAGUGCUGUGGGUCACAUGAUCUCUCAUUGUGAUUCUAGGAGGAAGAGGGUUGGGCUAUAUAAACAGGGGGAGGGGUUUGUCAGGAAUGUUCUGGAACAGACCCUCCCACUAUUUCCACCUCAGGACAGAACAGAACUCACUCUCUGCUGGAUGCAAUACGAAAAACUCAAGGUGCUGCAGUGUGUGCGUAGUGGCAGUAAGAAGAGUUUUAGGGUGCAGGGGAAGUGCGCUAAGCGUUUAUUGAAGCAUUUACUGAAGAAGCAGGAGAAUCGUAGCUCUCUGUUGCUGUGGCGCGAGUACGGCCAUGUUGAGUGGUUGUUAGGGAACAUUGCUGAAGCACGCAGGGUUUUUGACUCUGCCCUCUCGUUGGGUGGGGCAUCAGGUUUACGUGACACCACUCUCUGCCACCUCUGUCUGCUGUACGCACAAUUAGAAAUGGAACUUUCAUGUCUGUGUGGGGCUGAGAGUGUAAAGACCACACCCAUUUCUGCCACUUCCUCACGAGCAGUGUACAUACUGACUACAAUAACAGAGGACUCCACCUAUAGGCCUUUCAUAGGAGAGGUCAGCCCCAUGGCCAUAGUGAAGGCACGCAAAGUAUACGAACAUUCCAUAUCGGAAGGAAGGCCAUGUGAGAAAGACAGUGCGCUGAUUGGCUGUUUUGGCCUGUUCCAGUAUUUGACGGUGGGGGUCGAUGCGGCCGACGCUGUGUUCACUCGGGCCAGACAGAACAUGAAGUGCACCAAGCAGCUCGAGGCCAUGUGUGUAUUGCAUGUGGCGCUGUUACGUCAUCACUCGAGCAUCAGGGCAUUUCCUCUGCGGCGUGUGAGGUCGGCACUGAAAGAUGCACUCACCCUGCUGCCUCACAGCACAUCCCUGUGGAGGAUCCACCUACAGGUCGACGCCUGCUACUACAACGCUGCCGACACUCGACAGUUCCUACAUGGCGUAACUAAGGGCAACCAGACCAUCCUGCCUCGACUUUUCACCUUAACAAUCGAACAGCAGAGGAAGAAACGGAUAGAUGCUGUGCUGCGGUCGGGUCUUCCAGCCGAUUCCCUUCCCAUGUUCCCAGAGAUUGGCCUUUGCCACCGUAUCCGCUCUCUGUUUGAGGUUGCCGUGGCGUCAGAGCAUGGUGCUCACUGCCCUCUGCUAUGGAGACGUUACAUCAACUUCAUGGUGUGUAAUGGGGAUGUAGAGAGAGGAAUAGGAAUCUUCUACAGAGCUCUACAGCAUGUCCCCUGGGUGAAAGUCCUGUACAUGGAUGCUGUGAGCUUGUUCCCUGAUCGUGUUCAGGAGGUUCUGGAUCUGCUGAUUGAGAAGGAGCUGAGACUCCGGACCCCGAUGGAGGAACUGGACAUCCUGCUGGACGACUAAAGACCUUUCCACACGGCACGGCUCCUCCACACCACAGACAGUUUAUUCUUCAUUUAUUUUUUUAUUUUGGAAAAAAACAUGUAGAAUAAUUUUGUGGAAAUAUUAUUUAAUAAUAAAAAUAUUACUAAUAAUAAUAAAAAUGUUUUGGUGAAA